Zygotorulaspora mrakii is the source of this 816-nucleotide messenger RNA. RefSeq lists its product as uncharacterized. The record is from RefSeq and is a predicted model, not a curated record. Lineage: Eukaryota; Fungi; Ascomycota; Saccharomycetes; Saccharomycetales; Saccharomycetaceae. Gene Ontology annotation, biological process: glutamate metabolic process. The transcript has a single exon. Gene Ontology annotation, molecular function: D-glutamate cyclase activity. Bases 1 to 816 code for a protein of 271 amino acids.
AUGUUGGCGAUUCCGAAGUUUCCUGAGGAGUUCAGGAAACUCUGCAGAGAGGAACUUCAUACGUCCCAUACUUCGGGAAUCCUCCCGGGUUACGUUCAAGCAAACCUGUUGAUACUGCCAGCGGAAGAGGCGGAGGAUUUCCGAGACUUAUGCUUCCGAAAUCCUGUGGCCUGUCCUCUGCUGGCGCAUACAGUAGGAGAUCCAAACACUCUAAGCAACAGUGCAAUUAUUAAAGAAGGUACUUUCGACAUUCGUGCAGACUUUCCGAAGUACAACAUCUACGAAAAAGGAUCUUUGGUGGAACAAAAACUCAACUGCAGGGAUGAGUGGGGCGCCGGUUACGUGGGGUUUCUGAUCGGUUGCUCGUAUUCGUUCGAGCGGGCGUUAUCUCAGGCAGGCCUUCCACCAAGAAAUGUCGUGGAGAAAAAGAACGUGGCGAUGUUCAAAACGUCCAAGAUGUUGGAUCCAGCGGGUAUCUUUAUCGAGUGCCCAUAUGUGGUAAGUAUGCGGCCAUAUAAGACUCAAGAUUUGCCAAAAGUGAGGGAGAUAACAAGAGAGUUCAGAUUGACCCAUGGGGAGCCCAUUGACUGGGGAUACGAUGGCGCCGAAAGGCUGGGAAUAGAAGACUUACAGAGCCCGGAAUAUGGUGAUUCAAUCACGAUUGCAGACGAUGAAAUUCCCGUGUUUUGGGCAUGUGGGGUAACCCCACAACUAGCUGUAGAGACCGUUGGGCAUUUGAUAAACGGUCCCGUUAUUGGACACACACCUGGGCACAUGCUAGUAUGUGACAUAAAAGAUGAAAACAUAUGUAAUUAA